AUGAAGGUUCCAAAUUGUUUUAGAGUUGAUGUGGUGGAAAAUGAGGGUGAUAAGCUGGAUGUUACUAAGAAGAAAACUAUGGUGAAAGCUGUUGUUUCUGUAUCUGCUAACCUUAAUUUGGUGCCGGUCCUUAAUGGUAAUAACUUUAAGGACUGGAAGGAGAACAUUUUCAUUGUUCUUGGCUGCAUGGAUCUUGACCUUGCAUUAAGGAUGGAUAGACCUGCUUCUCUUACGGAUGCUAGUACCUCCGAGCAAAGGAGGAUUUAUGAGAAGUGGGACCGUUCAAACCGCAUGAGUCUUAUGAUCAUCAAGCGUGGCAUACCUGAGGCUUUUAGGGGUGCGGUGUCCGAAGAGGUCACCGAUGCCACAACUUUCCUUGCUGAAAUUGAGAAACGCUUUGCAAAAAGCGAUAAGGCGGAAACAAGUACUCUGUUAAAGAAACUUAUUUCCAUGAGGUUUAAGGGCAAGGAAAACAUAAGGGAGUACAUUAUGGAAAUGUCUCACCUUGCUUCAAAGUUGAAGGCACUAAAGCUUGAGCUUUCGGAUGACUUGCUUGUGCAUUUAGUGCUUAUCUCUCUUCCUCCACAAUUCAGUCAAUUCAAGGUCAGUUACAACUGUCAAAGGGAGAAGUGGACUCUUAAUGAGCUCAUUUCAUUUUGUGUUCAAGAGGAAGAAAGAUUGAAGCAAGAGAAGACUGAAAGUGCUCAUUUGACAAGCACCUCUAAGGAUAAGGGCAAGAAAAGGAAGAAUGAGGCUGCUAAGGAUAAGGGUCCAGCAGAUAAGAAACAAACUCAAGCCAACAACGAUGGUGGUUGUUUCUUUUGCAACAUGAAAGGACACGUGAAGAAGGAAUGUGCUAAGUACAUUGCAUGGCGAGCAAAGAAAGGGUUGCCUGAGUUACCGAAAGCCAAGUGAUGCUGAAAGAAGCAUUUAUGUGGGAGACGGCAAGUCGGUGAAUGUGGAAGCAAUAGGGCAUUUUAGGUUGUUGUUAAGUACUGGUUACUAU
Molecule: messenger RNA, 1006 nt
Organism: Humulus lupulus (European hop)
Lineage: Eukaryota; Viridiplantae; Streptophyta; Magnoliopsida; Rosales; Cannabaceae
Exons: 3
Coding region: 1-915 (304 amino acids)
Molecular function (GO): nucleic acid binding; zinc ion binding
Source: RefSeq, a predicted model, not a curated record